AUGUCCUCAGCCAAUGUAGAUUUUUUCAAAGAUUGUGAGAGUAGCGACGACCUAUUCUCCAGCAGUUCGAAAAGCAGCUUGCUGCUGCCGUCCAGUUUUUCGGAUUUAUCUUCCCAAUCAGGCGCCGAUUCGGCGGAUGAUUUACCAUUCAAGUCGUUGGCGUGGGAUAAAAAUCUGGUAGAUUUGUUUAACGAUUUUGCCGAAACGGACAACAAACGUGAAGAAGCCGUCACUAACACUCACACAAUCACACGGGGCGACAUUUUGCGCGAAGAGCCUGCCAGUACUACAAGUAAACCCCCACAGCUGGACGGUUCACUGUACGAAGCACAACACGAAACGUAUGUGCGUUUGGGCGAACACAACGCAUCUGCGGGGACUUACCGAACAGAAAAUUGUACAAACAAAACACAUGGAAGCAAUCGUUUUGCAACGGUUCAGCGCGAGCAUUGUAACGUUCCGGAACAACGGCAACGUGGUUCAAAGUUUAACGACAUCGAGACGCAACCAGCAAUCAACACAAGCGACUCGGCGCACCUCACUAACACUGAGAGCUGGAAUGAUCAUGCGUCGCAAUCGGACGACCGGUGGAAUACUGACACACAGUACGGUUCGCAACGUUUAUCACACCACAGUGAGAAAGAUUCUGGGUACGAUGAAACGAAUGGUGCGACGGAUAAAGAGGAUGCCUUAUCGUAUUCGGACGAGAGUGACAUCUCCGAACGCCAUCGGCAGAUUCAGGGUAGAAUUGUCGAUCUGCUGCAUCAAAUCGAGCGCUGUAUCAACGAAGGCACCGCCCUGACUAUCCGUCGCAAACCUCGCUGGGACACAUGCACAAUCGAGGAUGGAAUUCUACAAACGACCGAUCCGUUGCACGAAGGAAGAACGAUUAGGCCGGCAAACGCGAGGCGCCUACAAUUGAUGGUGAAAAUAUUGGCCACCAUCUAUCAGCUGCUUGCGACAGGUACAAGCUGCACAAAGCGUGAACUUUACUAUCUUCACCUGGACCUGGCACAAACACCAGCCUACGCGUAUGCCACACUGGAUGACAUUGGUGCCCUGCUGGAUGCCGAUGCGUGGGAAAUGAACGUUUUCAACACCUCGAAAGGUUUGAUCGCCGGUCCGUUGGUACUCACGUUGAGCGAUGGUCAAACGAUCGACUGUCGCAUCAAUCGUUGGGGCACGCCGGUACCGUUGGAUGUGAGCAGUGUGGUUGAGCUACGGGUGACAGCCAAGCUGGUGCUGGUCGUCGAGAAGGACACUGUCUUCAAGCGGUUGCUUGAAGAUGGAAUUUUUACUACGUUUCCCGACACGGUUGUCCUGAUAACGGCUAAAGGAUAUCCGGAUGUUUCGACGCGAUUGCUGUUGAAAAAGAUAACCGAUUGGUCGAAAGUUCCUAUUUACGCCCUGAUGGAUGCGGAUCCCCACGGUAUAGAGAUAUUUUGCGUCUAUAAAUUUGGUUCUCUGGCAAUGGUACACCAGCAACGAUCGUUGGCAGUGCCGUCCAUGCGGUGGAUCGGUUUAUUUCCGUCGGAUAUGGAGCUGCUAGGACUACAGGGUGUACCGCUGCGCGAACGUGAACUCAAGCGAAUAGAGCAGAUGAUCAAGCGCCCGUACACGCAGGGACACAUUCAGCGGGAACUUUUAUUGCUCCGGCAGCUUGCAACCAAGGCGGAAAUUGAAAGUCUCUACAAUAUUGCUUCCGAUUUUAUCACAACCGUAUAUUUGAAGGGUAAAUUUAAAGAAUGUUUGACGAACAGUACGGGCACCAUUGUUGAGUAA
Molecule: messenger RNA, 1782 nt
Organism: Anopheles marshallii
Lineage: Eukaryota; Metazoa; Arthropoda; Insecta; Diptera; Culicidae
Gene: mei-W68
Product: meiotic recombination protein SPO11
Exons: 5
Coding region: 1-1782 (593 amino acids)
Biological process (GO): meiotic DNA double-strand break processing; reciprocal meiotic recombination; meiotic DNA double-strand break formation
Cellular component (GO): nuclear chromosome
Molecular function (GO): DNA topoisomerase type II (double strand cut, ATP-hydrolyzing) activity; ATP binding; DNA binding
Source: RefSeq, a predicted model, not a curated record